GAGAGUACCUGCCACGAGAUGAAUUGGUAAAUAAAUACAGGGGCGUUAGCAUAUCAUAUUAUGCGUCGUAUGAUAGCUGGCUUUCUCACACUUCUUGAGUCGAAGUUAUACAUAUACAUCUCGAGUACUUUUAAGUACAGACAUAACCAUCAUGCUGAAUCUUCUACGCACGCGUACCUUUCCAGCACUCUCCAGUGUUGCGCUAAACCCACUUGCGUACAGAGCAUUUAGCACCACAACGACUUCAAAUGUAACAGCACUUGCGCUCAAGCACGGCGUUAAACUACGCGCACAAGCCCGACGAUGCUUCCACUCCAAUAAUAAAAUCAUGUCGGCUGAGAAGUCAGGCGCAAAAGCCAAAGGUAAAGAGCAACCAAAGACAAGAGAGAUGAUGGACUACAAAAACAGGGCUGCUGGCGAGAUCACCACUGCUCGCAAAGUUGUUGAAGCCGGAAGGGAUCUGACAUAUCUGGGUGUCAUCAUAUUUGGUGUUGGGCUCACGGGUGUCUUCGCGUACAGUGUGUUUGGCGAGUUAUUCGGCGGCUCAACGCCCAACGCCUUGUAUUCCACUUCUGUUAAGCGUAUCCGAGCGGACGAGAGGGCAAAAACCCUACUUGGAGACAGCAUCAAGGCUUAUGGAGAGGAAACUCGCCGGGGUCGCCGGCGCCACUUGACUUCUCAAGAGUAUGAGGUAGAAGGUGAGGUAUACCUGCGAAUGCGCUUCUAUGUGGAGGGCGAGCGCAAUGAAGGCACCGUGCAUCUGGAGGUGAAGAAAAAAGGCCGCACUGGAUUCGAGUGGCGAUACUUAAUGAUCGAAAUUCCAGGUAACGGCCUUCCGUCGGAGUUCGUUGUGAUGGAAGACAACAGGUGAUUAAUUCGGAGGAUCUCUCGUGUUGUGUCUUAUCCCCAGCGCUAAUGAAGUCGUCCUGGUAAUCCUUGUAAAGAAUAUUACGGUCGCUAGAAGGGUCUUCUAAUAUAUAAUUCAGCCUAAUUGGAAAGCUAUAAAUCUCGAUACUGUACAUUCCUGUC
Messenger RNA from Sphaeroforma arctica JP610, 1029 nucleotides. RefSeq lists its product as hypothetical. NCBI's taxonomy places the organism in Eukaryota, Ichthyosporea, Ichthyophonida. The coding region runs from base 152 to 871 and encodes 239 amino acids. The record is from RefSeq and is a predicted model, not a curated record. Gene Ontology annotation, cellular component: TIM23 mitochondrial import inner membrane translocase complex. The transcript is spliced from 6 exons. Gene Ontology annotation, biological process: protein import into mitochondrial matrix.